AUGCGAUGGCCAUUUACAUUGACCUUUAUGGGAUCUUCGCAAGAAUCCAACCCCGGAACAUCAGAAGGCCCAUCCACGAACUAUGAGGCCGAUUCUAACGUCCUAGAAGAGUUCAAUUCUCUGGCUUUCCAAAAUUGGGAUGCCGAAUUUGCAUCUGAUCCAUCAGAAUGGGAACGGAAGUUCAACAGCGAGUGGGAAAAGUUGAUCAAGAAAUUGCAGAAACCAUGUAAAGAUGUUGGAACGGUGAGUACUUUUGCUUUUAGAAUUGUUGUUCUGGGUUUUUAGGUUGCCUUGGACAAAGGUUUUAUCAUUUUGGGGUAAGACUUGGCUUUGUUUUGCCAAAGAAAAUCUCUGAACCUAGUGUAAUAUACGGAAUUGCUCAGAUGUUUUUGCGCUUCUAAAACUGCAAGAUAAACCUAAGUUAAAAAGCUGUGGGAAUCCUUUCUUCAGCUACUUCACCUUUUCGGGACAAUGGAAUUUCUUUGUACGAAUAGAUCUAGGAGUUUUUUGGAUCACGUCUGUUCGGCAAGUGCAAGGUCAAAAUUCUAGUCAUUUUCAAUGUCUUCUGCUAAAUUGUUAUAAACAACACCUAAAUAGGCCUCCAAACUUGCUAAUAGAACAAUGAAGCCUUUAAAAUUUACUUUUUUCACUGGAUUAUAGCCAGAUCUUGUUGCAGGUAACAGAUGUUUGCGCUCACGUCGAUUCAAUGUGUAAACUGUUGGUUAUGGAGGUGAAUUCUCUGCCAAUGGCUGCUAUAGGUCCUAUACUCGAGUUGGUAUUUACACACGACAUCUUCAAGUUGAUUGUGGACUGGGCAGAGGAAAUUCCUAUCUAUCUUGUACCUACUUGUCAAGUAAGUCCAUUUUGAGUUUUUGCUUCUGGUUUUAGGUGUGGAAAUGGAUGAAAAGGAUGAAAGAAGGUUCAGCCUUUCUUUUGAGGACAAAGAAUCUAAAAAUUGAAGAGUUUUGCUAGAGUGAACAUCAAUUUUCUAAAAAUUUCAGCAUGUUUGCUUCAAAAGUGUAUUUUUUUAAUUCUCUCCUCAAAAAUGACUUGAAAUUUCUUCCAGGUCCUUCUCCUGCGGAUUUAUCAAGGUCUUGUUACCCGAAAUCACUCUCAAACCCACUGUUUACUCGUGCAUAAACCAAUUCUUCUUCCACUUCUUCAAAUUCUUCAGUGGUGCCGAAGAUCGGCGGAACAAAGGUGUUUCCAGAGAAGCAGGAUUGAUCGAGACUUUGUCUUUCUUCUCCAUGAAGUAAGUUUUGCAUAGAAUUUAUUAAAUUCACAGUUAUUAGUGGAAUUUUUAAUAUUAUCCAUGAUGUUACAUAAAAAUAAUCUCUACUUUUUUUAGAUUUGCAAAAAAAUCUCGGUGGAUUCAACUCUAUUGGACUUCUUUUUCAACCCCAGAUCUACUGACGGCUUCGAUUUGUACGAAAAAACUCAACCAUUCCUCGUUUUCAAUUUGUUGAUCAGAUAUUUGUAUGAUUCUGAUUAUGAAAUUUCAUUUCAAUGCCGAAAUGCAUUAUUGCUGAUAUUGACGGCUUCCAAGGACCUGGACUUCGUUGCGAAACAUGUGGCAGAGGAUGUAUGUUGGUUUUUUAAUUGUUUUAUUUUUGAUGUUUAGGUAUAUAAGGUUGAAGACUUUGCUGGGACGAGUGUUUAAUAAACUCUCCGAAGCUUUGUACGUCAAAAAUUUCCUAUUGCAGCUGCAAUUUGUCAUUAUGAACGCAAAGUGCAAUAAUUAAAAAAAUCGCACAGUGCGAUGAAGAUUUUCUGCCCAUUUCUUGCAGUUAACCCAAUAUUUUCAGUCCAACUUCUGCCCAGUUCUGGCCACCGGCCUCUCCGGAUGCUACUCCCAACUCCCGUUUUUCAUCUGCGAAGCCCUCCGGCUAAAAGACGACGAAUUUCACAAGCUUUAUAUCGACGCCGAUUUUGACUCCGUCGCGGAGUUAAUCAACUUCCAUGGGGCGUUGCUGUUUUGUAAUGCAGUUGUGGGCGCCGCUCACCCGUUGGUCGCAAAAAAUAUUGUCAAUUAUUUUUAUGGUGGAUUCCUGGAAGAAGUUGUAAAACCUUCGUUGUUGCAAGCAAGUUUUGAAAUUCUUGACCAAAAUUGGCGCAAAGGUGGAGCGGAAUGUUUGUUUCAUAUAAUUUUUCACCGAUUUUUUUGCCGAAAAAUUUGAAAAUUUUAAUUUUUUAAAAUUUUGGUAUUCCAACUUGUUUUUUAGAGCGAUAUUGACAAACUGAUCAGCCGAAUUGCCUACUUUCAUCUUUGUCUGGAGACCGUAACAGAGCCGGCGAUGAUCCAAACCAUGCUCAAACUCCUCAGCGCCUCCGAAACAAACGUCCCGGAUAUGAAUUUAUUGGAAGUUAUCCUCUACAAAAUGAAUCAGAAUGAUCGGGUAUGUGCUGAAUUAAGUUUAUUGUGGAAUUCUCAGGGUUUUCAAGGGAUUUUGGAGAUUUGCAUGGUGUCAAAAACCGGACGACGUAUUUUUCAGGAAAUUUGGAUAACUCUUUGGAAUAUUUUGGCUAGUUUGGAUGGAUUUUGAGCAUACAGUAGAUUAGAAUAGUUGCUUUCGUAUGCGCACUGUGAAAAUUUCUAGAAUUGAAGGUUUCUUGAUUUUGCACGGUGCGAAAGACAAAAACCAAUAUUUAACAAUGAAAUAUAGGCGAGCUUGGUAGAAGAUAUUGUUAAAUAAGGAGGAGGAGAGUUAUUGAUUGUUUUGCCAUAUGAAGUUUGCGAUUUGCACAUUGUUAAUCUGAGGAACUUGAGAUUUUUUAUUUUUUCACUGUGCUAAACUUAAAUUUUUGCAUUUUAUAGCGAAUUUAAUUAGUUCUUGUCUUACUUGCAGAUCAUAAAGGUUGUGUAUGACAUAUUCUUUGCAAAUGGGGCAGACUUUUUGUUCUUGCACGGUGAAUUUUCCGAAUCUUUGAGAUUUUUUGAUUUUGCACUGUGCAAGGAAAAAAUUUCGAUUUUGGUAUAAAACGAAAUUAUUUUUCAGCUCUGCCGAGUUGUCCUGUCUCUACUACGAACACUCUUGGAACUCAGAUCCGAGGAUUUUCUUUGGACCGCACUUUUCCGCUAUAUUCUUCCAUUCAUCCGCCUGAAACCGCAAAAAUCCCGCUUCGAACCUCAAUUAACAGUCGAUGCAGCGAAAGCUUUCCUCUCUUGCAUACCGGAGUGCUGUCUAAACAUCCCGGAGCUCGUUUCCCAAGACGCCUUUGACGCCUACAAUGCGGAGGCGUAUGAAUUUCUCAGGACGACCAAAAGAAAUUGCUGUCAAUGGAAGUUCAAGUAUGACGGAGUUACCCCAAAUAAUUUGUUGAAUCUGAAUAUACCCGAGGACAACAUCAGUGGGCGACAGGUGGGAAUUUUUGGGGAUAAUUUUGGAUUUUUUGAAUAAAAUUUUUUUACUGAAAAAUGAAAAGAUUUCGAAAAAAUAUUAUUUCUCAUUUUUAGCCAUUCACCCGCCUAUCCUCUGCCAGAUCUUCGAUGGCCUCAAAUGCAUGGAAUCGGUAUUUUACGAACCGAUCGAACCAUGGAACAUCCGAUUCGGCGUCUCUGUAUGCCCCAGACUCCGGAAGGUUCCCAUUGAAUCAGCUGGGAGAAGACGAUUUUGUCAGCAAUUUGGAUACAACCUACAGUGAUGAGGAAGGAAGGUUCAAGGAUUUGGAUCUGAGGUGAAAUUUUUUGAAAAUGCAUUUAAAAAAUUUAUCGGAGCCUUGUAAACUGUUUAAAGUACUGUGUUUUGCUGUUUAAAACGGAUUUUUUUACAAAGUGAAGCAUGGCCCGGACAUUGUUGCGGUGACCAUCACCGAAUUUCUUCAAAUUUGGCUCAUAGAAGACCCACAGGGCGUACAUCGAAAGUGUCAACCGUUUUUGCGAAAUUUGCAUUAUUCGAGGAUUACUGUAACAUUUUGUGUUUUGUAAAGUUUUUAUUGUGAUGGGCUGAGGGAUGGAGCGUUGCGGAUGAAACUUACCGACUGGAUGUUUUCGACCAUGGCCAACAUUUUCCUAAUUGAAAUGUUUUUUAUAUCUCUUCAUCUUUUGGUAGUACCGUAACCCUCAACAUACCAUAUCGAUUACUGCCAAAAAUUGGGAAAAGUGUAACCAGUUUUUAUGCUUGAUUAUAAAGGUUGGACACACUCUCCGUAAAAUAAGACCAAAAAAUCCAAAAUAAAAAUAUAAGUUUUUGAGAUAUACGCGUUCAAAGUUGCUAUGUUCGGUUACUGUAAGACCAAAAUGGAGAUGACGAAUUUUCAAACGGUACCAUUGAUUGCCAUGCCUCACCCAUUAAUAGACUAGCCUGAGAAAAAUAUUUUCAGAUCAAAAAAUAAAUAUUUGAGGCUUUAUUUCAGGCUUUAUACGAUGGUUACUGUAGUUUCUAACUUUUGUCAAUUUCGCUAACCAUUUUUUUCAAAUGACGUUUCCCAUUGAGAAAUGUGUGUACAACGUAAAAAUCAAAAAAUCAAGGUUACAGUACUAUCAAUUCUUGAAAUAAAGGGAGAUUACGGUAGCCGUAUCCGCUUUUUUCGCUGUUUGGCCGCGGCAUUCUUUGGAGCUGCUAGUGUAACCAGAUUUGAGACUGGAAAUUCACUCAGAAUGGACAGAGGAGUAUCUAACAAGGAAAGUACUUUUAUGGGGGCUCCUACUUUUUGACGGGACAUAUCUCAAAAAAUCAGAAAAAAUGUGCUGAUCAAGGAUAUAUAAAUCUUAGCUGCCCAUUUUAGGUUUUUAGGGGUGAAAACUCAAUCGGAAGUUGACUUAAAGUCCUAUAUGAACCCCUUUUCGCUUAAUUUUUCACAGGUUUACAAUUUUUAUUUUGGCUUAAAAUGGUGUUUAUUGAGUUUCUAAGACGUAAUAAGACAGUCUUGGCACAAAAAUUUAUUUUUCCGACCUUCAACUUCAAAAAAGGUUGAUUCAGCCCAAAAGGGAAAUCGAACCUGUGCGGCGUCCCCCUCUUGAUUCCCAGACUACGGCACUAACCACUCGGCCACACCUCUUUCUUCCGAAGGAACAGACCGAGCGCGCUUUUUAUCGUUUCGAAUGCCUGCGCCUUUUGUAGGGAAAUUAAGCCAGUUUUUGGGCAUUUUCACCCCUAAAAACCUAAAAUGGGCAGCUAAGAUUUAUAUAUCCUUGAUCAGCGCAUUUUUUCUGAUUUUUUGAGAUAUGUCCCGUCAAAAAGUAGGAGCCCCCAUAAAAGUACUUUCCUUGUAAGCAAAAAACCGCAAAAAUAAAAAUAUAAGUUUUUGAGAAAAUCCGGGAUUACGGUCAUUUUAGGGGGUUUUUGGGCCGUCCGGCCGCGGCAUUCUUUGGAGAUGCUAGUGUAACCAGAUUUGAGACUGGAAAUAUCUUCAGAAUAUACAGGGGAGUAUUUUAGCAAAAAAUAGCAAAAAUAAAAAUAUAAGUUUUUGAGAAAAUCCGGGAUUACGGUCAUUUUAGGGGGUUUUUGGGCCAAAUACUCCCCUGUAUAUUCUAAAGAUAUUUCCGGUCUCAAAUCUGGUUACACUAGCAUCUCCAAAGAAUGCCGCGGCCGGACGGCCCAAAAACCCCUAAAAUGACCGUAAUCCCGGAUUUUCUCAAAAACUUAUAUUUUUAUUUUUGCGAUUUUUUGCUAAAAUACUCCUCUGUCCAUUCUGAGUGAAUUUCCAGUCUCAAAUCUGGUUACACUAGCAUCUCCAAAGAAUGCCGCGGCCAAACGGCCCAAAAACCCCCUAAAAUGACCGUAAUCCCGGAUUUUCUCAAAAACUUAUAUUUUUAUUUUUGCUAUUUUUUGCUAAAAUACUCCCCUGUAUAUUCUGAAGAUAUUUCCGGUCUCAAAUCUGGUUACACUAGCAUCUCCAAAGAAUGCCGCGGCCGGACGGCCCAAAAACCCCUAAAAUGACCGUAAUCCCGGAUUUUCUCAAAAACUUAUAUUUUUAUUUUUGCUAUUUUUUGCUAAAAUACUCCCCUGUAUAUUCUAAAGAUAUUUCCAGUCUCAAAUAUGGUUACACUAGCAGCUCCAAAGAAUGCCGCGGCCGGACGGCCCAAAAACCCCCUAAAAUGACCGUAAUCCCGGAUUUUCUCAAAAACUUAUAUUUUUAUUUUUGCUAUUUUUUGCUAAAAUACUCCCCUGUAUAUUCUGAAGAUAUUUCCGGUCUCAAAUCUGGUUACACUAGCAUCUCCAAAGAAUGCCGCGGCCGGACGGCCCAAAAACCCCCUAAAAUGACCGUAAUCCCGGAUUUUCUCAAAAACUUAUAUUUUUAUUUUUGCUAUUUUUUGCUAAAAUACUCCCCUGUAUAUUCUGAAGAUAUUUCCGGUCUCAAAUCUGGUUACACUAGCAUCUCCAAAGAAUGCCGCGGCCGGACGGCCCAAAAACCCCCUAAAAUGACCGUAAUCCCGGAUUUUCUCAAAAACUUAUAUUUUUAUUUUUGCUAUUUUUUGCUAAAAUACUCCCCUGUAUAUUCUGAAGAUAUUUCCAGUCUCAAAUCUGGUUACACUAGCAUCUCCAAAGAAUGCCGCGGCCGGACGGCCCAAAAACCCCCUAAAAUGACCGUAAUCCCGGAUUUUCUCAAAAACUUAUAUUUUUAUUUUUGCUAUUUUUUGCUAAAAUACUCCCCUGUAUAUUCUGAAGAUAUUUCCGGUCUCAAAUCUGGUUACACUAGCAUCUCCAAAGAAUGCCGCGGCCGGACGGCCCAAAAACCCCCUAAAAUGACCGUAAUCCCGGAUUUUCUCAAAAACUUAUAUUUUUAUUUUUGCUAUUUUUUGCUAAAAUACUCCCCUGUAUAUUCUAAAGAUAUUUCCAGUCUCAAAUAUGGUUACACUAGCAUCUCCAAAGAAUGCCGCGGCCGGACGGCCCAAAAACCCCCUAAAAUGACCGUAAUCCCGGAUUUUCUCAAAAACUUAUAUUUUUAUUUUUGCUAUUUUUUGCUAAAAUACUCCCCUGUAUAUUCUGAAGAUAUUUCCAGUCUCAAAUCUGGUUACACUAGCAUCUCCAAAGAAUGCCGCGGCCGGACGGCCCAAAAACCCCCUAAAAUGACCGUAAUCCCGGAUUUUCUCAAAAACUUAUAUUUUUAUUUUUGCGGUUUUUUGCUUAGAUACUCCUCUGUCCAUUCUGAGUGAAUUUCCAGUCUCAAAUCUGGUUACACUAGCAGCUCCAAAGAAUGCCGCGGCCAAACAGCGAAAAAAGCGGAUACGGCUACCGUAAUCUCCCUUUAUUUCAAGAAUUGAUAGUACUGUAACCUUGAUUUUUUGAUUUUUACGUUGUACACACAUUUCUCAAUGGGAUAGCUGGUCUAAAUGCGUCAUUUGAAAAAAAUGGUUAGCGAAAUUGACAAAAGUUAGAAACUACAGUAACCAUCGUAUAAAGCCUGAAAUAAAGCCUCAAAUAUUUAUUUUUUGAUCUGAAAAUAUUUUUCUCAGGCUAGUCUAUUAAUGGGUGAGGCAUGGCAAUCAAUGGUACCGUUUGAAAAUUCGUCAUCUCCAUUUCGGUCUUACAGUAACCGAACAUAGCAACUUUGAACGCGUAUAUCUCAAAAACUUAUAUUUUUAUUUUGGAUUUUUUGGUCUUAUUUUACGGAGAGUGUGUCCAACCUUUAUAAUCAAGCUUAAAAACUGGUUACACUUUUCCCAAUUUUUGGCAGUAAUCGAUAUGGUAUGUUGAGGGUUACGGUACUACCAAAAGAUGAAGAGAUAUAAAAAACAUUUCAAUUAGGAAAAUGUUGGCCAUGGUCGAAAACAGUCACACAAAAAGUUUUGGACUCAUAGAACCAUCAGCCGGCCCACAACCAACGCCACUUUAUAAAAUACAAAAUGUUACAGUAAUCCCGGAAUGGAUGAAAUUUCGCGAAACCCUUCUUCGCUUUUUAUCAGCAUGCCCAAGCCCUUCUACUGGCCUAGUUUCAAGAAAUUUGGUGAUGGUCGUUGCAACAAUGUCCGGGCCCCUUGGAGGGAAGCUUCAGUUUGUAAAAAACUCUGUUUUAAAUCAUUUGCGAUAGCUAAAGCAAAAUGCCAAAAUUGGCGGGAAGUUCAAAAAAAUUUGAAUUUUUAUACGAUUUUUUUCGAAAUUUUGAGAUAAAAAAUUUUUAUGUUUAAAUCAUGUUUUCAGCAACGAAGAAGACCCAAAUGAGAUGUUCACUUCCAAUUACGAACUCAUGACCCAAUCCCACAUUGAUUAUUUCCAAUUUGCAUACGACGGAGCUUCCGAAUCGGACGGGACUUCGAGAAAAAAUUCGGUGAAAAGCGAGGAAAAGGAAGAAAUAAAAGCAAUGGGAACACCGUUGGAGCCGGCGAAAUUGGAAUUGAUCAAGGCAAUAAACGAAAAAGACUGGAGGGAGCUGAAAGAGGUGAGUUUUGAGAUGUUGGUAUUUGAUUUUUUUGUGAAAUGUUUUACUUUUUAUUUAAUUUUUCGCCUUUUUCUUCUAGAAUAUCCCCGAAUUUACCUCCACAUUGAAGUCAAUUCCACUGACAAACAAGAAUUUGGCCAGUCAGACCGUCGACGAAGCCAUGGACCUGAUCAACGCCCGUUUUCAGCACGUUUACGAGCUAAAAAACGAGUUGGAAGCAAUAGAAAAUGAGCGAAAACUGGUCGGAAAUCCCUUGAAAUUGGAUCUAAAUUUGUCGAAUAACAAAAACCAGCCGCAGGGAGGCUUGCUGAUGACCUGCACCACCGAAAAAGGCGCUGGAUAUCUGUAUGAGGCCUUGAUCACGUGCCUAGAACGACUGGUCGAGCAUGGAAUCACGACCAAUGUUCAAUUGGCACUCGUGUUUGAAGUCUUAACUUCAUAUCCGCAGCCGGUUCUGGAGACUUUGGUGUUGUAUUCAGACGUCAUGAAGACACCAUUUUUGCCAAGAAUUGUUCGAGUCCUGGAGAAACUGAAGAUGCAGAUUGAUGCUUUUGCCACCAGCAUCGAUAAUUUUGAGGAAUAUGUGAAAAGAGGAGCCAAACAUCGGUGAGUUUGGAGAUGAAAAUUGAGAUUUUAACGAUUUUUUGAGCAAACAAAUUGGCCGGAAUUCGCUAUAAUAGAAAUCGUUUUCAAAGGGAGAUAUUUGAAGUUUUCGACGUGAAAACGUGGGAUUUUGACGAAACUGGGGAAAGACUUCGGAUUAAAAUUUGACAAGACAUACGGCAGAUUUUUCAUCUCACAAUUUCCAGAAAUCAUCGAGAUUUUUAGAUGAAAAAUUGGCAGAAAUUUUAUGCUUUUUUGAGUUUUUCAAUGUAGAAAAGUCACGUUUUAUUCGAGGUAUCAGCUAUUACGUCAAAGAGAAUGUGAAUUUUCCGUUUUUGAAAAACGAAGGAGCAUCAAGGUUGUGUCAAUUUUUGAUCGAAAAAUCUCGAUGAUUUCUGGGAAUUGCGAGUUAAAAAUCUGGCAUAUGUCGUAGCAAAUUUUAAUCCAAGUCUUUGUCCGCUUUCGUCAAAAUCGCGCAUUUUAUGACCAACAAUUCGACCACGUUUAAUAUGUCAUAUUAACUCACGGGAUGUUCCAAAUUUGCCGUGUUUCAGUUCCAACCUCACGAACAGCUAUCGCCGAGGGAUGGGUUCGGGUCGUUCGACCUUCCGCCACACAUUGAUCGUCAAGGAACUGAGCGAAGCCGACCAGCAAAGGACCAAACACUUCGCUUAUGCGGCUAUAAUUCUCUCCCAAAUAUGCCAACUUCUCGCCGCAAACGCUCUACAACAUACACCAACUUAUUCUGUUGAUGGCUGA
This is a messenger RNA of Bursaphelenchus xylophilus (pine wood nematode), 9681 nucleotides long. Lineage: Eukaryota; Metazoa; Nematoda; Chromadorea; Rhabditida; Aphelenchoididae. The record is from the annotation of a GenBank genome assembly.